This is a messenger RNA of Odontomachus brunneus, 2725 nucleotides long. RefSeq lists its product as uncharacterized. Gene Ontology annotation, cellular component: plasma membrane. NCBI's taxonomy places the organism in Eukaryota, Metazoa, Arthropoda, Insecta, Hymenoptera, Formicidae. The record is from RefSeq and is a predicted model, not a curated record. Gene Ontology annotation, molecular function: odorant binding; olfactory receptor activity. Gene Ontology annotation, biological process: sensory perception of smell; detection of chemical stimulus involved in sensory perception of smell. The transcript is spliced from 8 exons. The coding region runs from base 104 to 2539 and encodes 811 amino acids.
GUUCUAAAUGAAUAAAAAAUGAAUCGAAAUACUUGCGUCGCGACAAUGUAGCGAGCACAUCGUCGGUUAUCGGCAUCACAGUGACAGUUAUUACUUCGGCCCGAUGGCGAAGAAACGAUGGAGCAACGAUAUCGCGUACGCGAUGACUCCUUACAAGUGGUUAACGUGGCCAAUCGGCAUUUGGCCGCUUCAGGUUUUCAAUGUUUUCUCUCUAACACGGUGGAUCGUGGCCACUUGUUGCAUGAGCGUAGUAGUGAUCAUACCAGCGUUCGAAUUCCAAUUCGGUUGCACCAAUGCGGGGAUGAACAUAGACACCCUCAUGCUGAUUUCAUGCGGGCUGAUCUCCAUGCUGAAGACGAUACUGUUUCGCGUUUAUAUGAGACAAUUAAUUGAUAAUUACAAUUCGGCGAUAAAUGAUUAUCUCACGAUCGAAGAUACAGGAAAACGAGUCAUUAUGAAACAACACGCUUUCUUUGGGAGGGUGCUCGUUGGUUCCACGGUGUGCUUUCUGUGUGUGUACACAGUAAUCUCCUCUCUAAUUGACGACAAAAAUAAGCAGCUUAAUGUAACGAGCGAGGUGACAGUGGAGGAAUAUCCGAUACCAUCGAGAUGUACUGUAGAGUACUUCAAUGUACCGAGCAGCAUGACUGAUAUAGUGCGCUUGAUCGAGGUUAUGGCGACGAUAAUUACCAGUAUCAGUAACCACGGUACCGACGCUUUGUUUCUCAAUGCUACAUUGCACAUUUGCGGCCAAGUGGAAAUUCUGAAGACCGAUUUCACCAAUUUCGACACUGCGAGUCCGAGAGUCCAGGAGCGCUUCAACGUAUUAGUCGAAAGACACAACUAUCUGAUAACAUUGACCAGUAAACUCGCCGAGACGAUCAGUCUUGUUAUGUUGGUACAGUUCUUUUUUAGCAGCAUUCUUCUGUGUGUAAUAGGAUUUGAACUUAUCCUUGCGUUGAAGACCAGCGAUUACGCAAUGCUGGCGAAAAGCAUCGUGGUAUUGAGCGCCUUUAUGGUACAGUUAUCUUCAUACAGUUUUGUCGGAGACUACUUGAAGUCCCAAAUGGAAGAAGUUGGAUUGUCUAUUUAUCAAAGUACUUGGUACAAUCUUCCUCUGACUGUGACGAGAAACAUAGUUUUCAUUAUGAUGUGGGAUCAAAGUCCUGUCAAAUUUCAAGCUGGGAAUUUCAUCGUCGUAAAUCUGUCGACUUUUAUGAGCAUCGUCAAAACGUCGAUGUCCUACCUGUCUGUUUUACGCGUGAUAGUGGAGCGGUCAUCAUCAGUGAUCGACCCAUGUUAUGGACAACGACCAGCAAUAGCAAGCAUUGUGCAAUUCAGUUCCUAUUCGAUUACGAUAAUGUCAUGGAAGGAGGAUGUAGUAUACGCUAUGACUCCUAUCAAACUCUUAACUAUACCCUUGGGUGGUUGGCCCUUGCAUGAAUUCAAUAAAUUCGCCUUGGUGCGUUUUGCCGUGUCUACCGUUGGAUUGGCUGUGACGGUGGUCGUUCAGUUUCUUGAACUCUAUUACAAUUGCGCCGGAGCGUACGCGCAACUCGACGCUCUAACGCUCUUCUCAUGUGGCAUACUCGCUGUAUUGAAAAUAACAUGGUUCCGUAUGUAUGCCGGAAACCUGUUUUGCAACUAUUCAUCGGCUAUGAGCGAUUAUCGCGCGAUCGACAACGAGGAGAAACGCGCUAUUAUGCGAAAACACGCUUUCCUAGGAAGGAUAAUCUGCAUUAUCGCUCUGUUGAUCUCUUACGUCGACUCGGUGAUCUUCAUCGUGGGCCACUCGGCAACGAGCACCAGGGAUUUCCACUUCAACACGUCCAUUGAGGGCCUUCGAUCAGGAUACGCUAUUCCGUCAACGUGCACUUUCGCGCACUUCUACAUCUCGAAGAACACAUUCACGGUGAUCUUUGCAGUGGAGACUGUAUUAUUAGUGAUUAUGUGCCUCGGGAAUCAUGGUAGCGAUUCUUUGUUCCUCCAAAUCGCGUUGCACGUUUGCGGCCAAUUAAAAAUUCUCAAGGUUGCUUUCACUGACUUUGACGUUAAAGGCCCGGAAGUCUGCGAACGUUUUAACGCGCUAAUUCGAAGACACGAUCAUCUGAUAAGAAUGUCCAGAAAACUCGCCGAAACGAUCAGUUUCGUUUUGCUAGUGCAGCUCUUCAUCAGCAGCAUACUCAUAUGCAUACUAGGAUUUCAGUUUAUUAUAGCUUUGAAAACCAGCGACUUCGGCAUGAUGUCGAAAAGUGUCUUGGUACUUAGCGCUUUUCUCGCGCAGUUGACGGUAUACAGUAUGGUCGGUGAUUACUUGAAAUCUCAAAUGGAAGAAGUUGCGCAGUCCGCUUAUCAAAGCGCAUGGUACGAUCUUCCGGCGAAGUCGACAAAAAACAUAGCAUUCAUCAUUAUGUGGAGCCAGCUUCCGAUUAAGUUGCAAGCUGGAAAUUUCAUUGUGGUGGAUCUACCCACCUACAUGAGCAUCCUGAAAACUUCUAUGUCGUAUUUGUCGGUGCUGCGUGUAAUGAUAGAGACAUAAAAAUAUCUAAUGCUUGUAACAGAGACAAUUAUCUCUCCGCUAGAUAGAUAGCUAUAGAAGAAGCUGUUGUAAUACGAUUUUAAUAAAACUGCCAAUCAGAAUCUCAAAACAUGCAUAGCUCUUGAUACCAACUCAAGAGUCUGUUCUAGUGCGAUGAUAAAAUACGUGAAAUACGGUAGUAAAAUA